Molecule: messenger RNA, 513 nt
Organism: Parnassius apollo (apollo)
Lineage: Eukaryota; Metazoa; Arthropoda; Insecta; Lepidoptera; Papilionidae
Source: the annotation of a GenBank genome assembly
AUGGCAGACAAAAAAGUAACGCCCCCUCUUGGAGCCUACCCUCAACCGCAGCCCCCGCAGGGACCAUUCCUGCCGGCGCCACCACAUCAGGCAGCACCUCAGUAUGGUGUGGCAGGCGGAUCACCGUACAGCGUUGCGUUCGGCGGCGCUGGCGCGGGGGCCGGUGGUGUGUAUGCGCCCCCGCCCUACGACCAGCUGCAGCACCACCAGGCCAUACCAGCGUUAAGCCAACAGUUGCCAAUGUAUAGCCCCGCGGCGGCCAUGUACGCGGCAGCAGCUGGAUACCCCGGAUAUAUCGGCUACCCAGUACAAUACUAUCCCUACUAUCCAACAGCAGUCCAGCCCUCGAUACAGCCUCUGCGUCCCACUAUCAUGAUACCGCAGAACGGUUUCGAGGCGAGCGGUAGGUUUGAGGGCCUGGCGCAGACGCUGCUGCCGCCCGCGCCGCCCGGCGUGCCGCCCUCGCCCGCUCACCUCGCCGCGCUGCAGCCGCACCAAGUGCUGUGGCGUUAA